UAGCCUCUAUAUCAGUGCAAGGCUUUUUAACCGGGUACAACCAGCCAGGCUUAGAGGAAACAUUCCGUCUCUAGCCUGCUGAGAGCAGAGGUUGUAGCCGAGCGAUAAAGGUGAGUGAGCAAGAAACACGACGCUGGAACUUUGCAUGCUCGGGUUUAAAAGCAUUUUACAGCGAAGGCUCGAGCUGGAGCUCCGGUGAGGAAGAGCCUGCAUGCUUGAAAGGUCUGAAAAGCUAAGCAAACAUGAGCGACAAGGGGACAGUUUCACCAAAAGAAAAGGAGGCAACAGAGAAGAGGGGGCGUGGAAGACCCCGCAAGCAGCCCCAAGUGAAGACCUCUGACGAACCAAGUGGGUCCCCUACCCCAAAGAGGCCCAGAGGACGGCCGAAGGGCAGCAAAAACAAGACAUCCAGCAAGGGCAAAAAGGUAACAACAGCCCCAUCUGUUGGGGGGAAACGCAGGGGAAGACCUAAGAAGGAGGAGAAGGAAGAAAAGGCGUCCCAGGAAUCAUCUGAGGAGGAGGAAGAUGAAGAAGAGGACCAGUAAUCACAACGCAUGCUACCUCACUCAACAUACUGACUUACUGUUAACCAGAACUGGGCUGUAUCUCCAACACCAGUGCCACCACAUGACCACUGUUCACGACAAAGCCCUCUUUGCCAAAAAGAAGGGUUAACACCGUACAAAUAUCAUGCAACAGCACUGGAUAGAACGAUGGACCUUGCUCAAGCAUAGAUCUAAGAAUUACAUGAAAGGUAACAGCCCUUUUCUCUACAUGGCAUGUUAUCACAAGUCUUUUAUACUGGACAACAGUGUGCUCUCAGGAGCCUGGACAUUUCUGUUCCCCCCCCCCCCCCCCCCCCCCCUCCCUCCUAAAGAUGGUUUGUAGGACAUUUUCUCUGCUUAAUGUUUCUUAUUUGUUGUACCCGCAUCUGAGAUGGUAGGGCAUAUAGAUUUUUCUGUGUUUUGUACUGGACAAAGUGAAUUUUACCUAUACAUGCUGUUUUUUUUUUUUUUUUUUAUGUGUGUGAAGUGGUUAACCUAUCCUUUGCAUCGUAUUAUAGAUGGAGUUGAGCUUCAGUGUUUAGGAUGACAAUAGGUAACAGAUGGUAGAAGCAUUUUCCCCAUUUCUAAUCUGCAUAACUGAUUUCACCCCGUCCCACCAGUAGAGCAGAACCAUCUUUACUCUAUCCUGUUUAAAGUUAUGCUUUUUGAACUUCCCUCACGGUCCUCGGCAUGUAGUGGGGAGAUGUAGAAGUGUAUCGUUGGUCUGAUCAGACUAUUCUGAUGAAUUUACUGUUUUGUUCCUUAGGGUUACAUACAUUUGAGAAAAAAAAAAGGAGUGUGCUGCUUUUCAUGUUAUAAUAAAACUCAAAUUUUUUUUGGUAUGUGUUUUUUAAGGAUAGGGUUGGCAGAGUUCUAGGCAGAGAGCAUCAGUGUCAUCUCUUCAGGGAGCUUUUACAAAUGCUGUUACAUUGGCAUCUUUUUGUCUUCGCGUGGUCCUCAGUUUCCAAGCGCUCACCCAAUCACUCGUAAGGCAAAUUGCAAUUGGUCGAUCAAGGAGUUUGAUUGUAAUAGAGGAUAGUUGGUGGCACUACUAUCCAACAGGGCUGUACGUUUUUUUUCAUUCCAUCUAGCUCUCACGGCUUCAUCUAGCUUGGUCCUUCUGUCAUCACUUAGAACAGGAAUCAACUUUUAGUCUUUCUGAAGAUGUGAGGUGUAUGCUGUCUGCUACAAGAAAUAAAUGGUUGUGUAUUUCUAAGUGUCAGGGAACCUGCAGUCACAGUUCACUUAACUGGGUUUUUCCACACACCUAAGCUGCUAUAACCUGUUACGAAACCCGGAAAA
Molecule: messenger RNA, 1847 nt
Organism: Etheostoma spectabile (orangethroat darter)
Lineage: Eukaryota; Metazoa; Chordata; Actinopteri; Perciformes; Percidae
Gene: hmga1a
Product: high mobility group AT-hook 1a
Exons: 5
Coding region: 243-545 (100 amino acids)
Biological process (GO): regulation of DNA-templated transcription
Cellular component (GO): nucleus; chromatin
Molecular function (GO): DNA binding; transcription coregulator activity
Source: RefSeq, a predicted model, not a curated record